Molecule: messenger RNA, 2899 nt
Organism: Mustela lutreola (European mink)
Lineage: Eukaryota; Metazoa; Chordata; Mammalia; Carnivora; Mustelidae
Gene: RNLS
Product: renalase, FAD dependent amine oxidase
Exons: 10
Coding region: 358-1263 (301 amino acids)
Cellular component (GO): extracellular region
Molecular function (GO): oxidoreductase activity, acting on NAD(P)H
Source: RefSeq, a predicted model, not a curated record
CCGUGGCCACUGUCCUGUGAGAUAAGGUCCUGUUAUCGUAUCCAAAGAAGAGGUUCGCCUUAUUGUACUAGAGGUUCGAACUUGCUGAGAUUUUGGCCUGUCCACUCUGCACACGGGCGAGCCGGGGCUCCGUCUCUCAGUCGAUGGAGGCUGGGAGGUCGUAUUUUGCCAUCUCGUCAAAACUACAAAAGGAAAAGUGAAGUUGAAAUCCCCUUGCUUCUAGAAUGUGAUGCUAACCCUUGAAGAUAAUGAACAGAUGGAGAAACUGAGGCUCAGGGUUACAGGGCAGCCACAGAGCCGGAGCCAACCUGAAAAGGACAGCACCUGCACUCACGUGCUUCCGGAGGAGGGGGAAGAAUGACGACAGCCAGGAGCCCUUAUAAUCCACAGAGUACGGUUGACUUGGGUGCUCAGUACAUCACCUGCACGCCUCACUAUGCCAAGCAACACCAAAGUUUUUAUGAUGACCUGUUAGCUCUUGGCAUUUUGAAGCCUCUGACCUCUCCUAUUGAAGGGAUGGUGAUGAAAGAAGGAGACUGUAACUUUGUGGCACCUCAAGGAGUUUCUUCAAUUAUUAAGCACUACUUGAAAGAAUCAGGUGCUGAUGUCUGCUUCAGACACCGUGUGACUCAGGUCAACCUGCGGAAUGACAAGUGGGAAGUCUCCAAGGAAACAGGUCCCCCCGAGCAGUUUGAUAUCGUUGUCCUCACGAUGCCGGUUCCACGGAUUCUGCAGCUCCAAGGCGACAUCGCAAACUUAAUUAGUGAAUGCCAAAGGCGGCAACUGGAGUCUGUGAGCUACUCCUCUCGCUACGCUCUGGGCCUCUUUUAUGAAGCUGGCACGAAGAUUGAUGUCCCUUGGGCUGGGCAGUACAUCACCAGUAAUCCUUGCAUACGCUUCAUCUCCAUUGAUAAUAAGAAACGCAAUAUAGAACCUUCCUCUUCAGUUAAAACCAGAAAACCAUGUCAGAUGAAUAGAAAUACUCCGUACACAUUCACAGCUGUGGUUACAGUUGGAGGUAAUGAAGGUGCCCACGAGCCGGGCUCCCAGAGUCGUCCGAAGUCGGGCCUUCCCUUGUGGUUCACACCACUGUCCCCUUUGGAGUCACCCACUUGGAGCAUGGCACCGAGGACGUGCAGGGGCUCAUCUUCCAGCAGCUGGAAGGCGUCUUGCCAGGGCUGCCUCGGCCAGUUGCGACUCAAUGCCAGAAGUGGAGACAUUCGCAGGUUACAAACGCUGCUGCCAACUUCCAUGGCCAGUUGACUCUUCAUCUCAAACCUUUCCUUGUGUGUGGAGGGGACGCAUUCACCCAGUCCAACUUCGAUGGCUGCGUCACUUCUGCCCGGUGUGUUUUAGAAGCUUUAAAGAACCACGUUUAGUACCUGUAUCUUUGUUCUCUACAUGAGCUUCGGGUUUUUGUCUUCUCAAGUUUCUGUUAUCGAUCAUUUUGGUUUCUAUUUUGUUGAGAGAAAUUACUGGAAAAUGUCUCAUAUGGAGUAUUAAAUUGAUUUUAUGAUUUUGACAGUUACAACCCACGCUAGAAUGAAAAUUCCUUGUACCGUGCACCUUUCACAGUGUUUCUGAAUUGCCAUGACUCCCCCUUGUUAGAGAAAAACAGUGGUUAAGAAUAACAAAUGACCCUUGCAAAGAAGCAGGUCCAAUCAAAAUAAUAGUUCAUGUUCCAAAACCUUUAUUCUUUUGAAAAAUUUCCAUUCUAGAUAAAGAAUAAUUAUCAUCCAAUCCUCGUUUUUAAUCUUCAAGUUGGUCCUUGAUUCAGUGUUUUUGCCAAUUGCUGAACUAUAAGAUUUUCCCAAACUGUGGCUAACAGAGAGUAAUUUCUGUCUUCUCUGGUUAUUAAAUGAUCCUGAAUCAUAGGUCAUAGAUGUCGUCGUUUCUGGGACUGUGGUUUGGAGGACAAUUCGCUGAUAAAGAAAUCCCUCUUCACGUUUUCCCAUAAUAACCAGAUCCAAGUAGACUCUCCAAGUCGUGUCAUAGUUUUUCACCUUAAAAAAAAAAAAAUAUUCAGCCCUAACAUGAAAGGUAAAAAUUAAAUAGAAGCUGAGAGAAUAUAGAUCGAUCUUUACCUCUUGCUCUGCUGGCUGGCUGGUGCCACUGCCUUCCUAUGGUCCCCGGGAUGUGCUGUGGCAUUUAGACUGGGUUGAGUUUAAUGAAUUUAAUACAACAAGAAAAUUUACUGAACUGGAAAACAGAUGCACUUAAAAUAGUUCAAUAUUUGCCAACUUAGUGGUUCAGUGUAUCACACACAUGGUUCAGUGACCCACCUGUUUCCCGUCACUCGCUGGCUGGACAGAAAUUGAUUCCCAUCUUCUACACCAGCUACCUGUCACUAAAGGAACGGGGAACUGCAUUUGAUUUCUGGGUUGAUAAGAUGACCGAUAUUGAGAUUUCUUUCAUCAUUUUGGCCCAUAUUUGAUUAAAAUUUGUCUUCCUGUGGGUUUUACCCUCGAAGCAUGACAGAAAAGACAUUCAGAUGUGUUAACUAUCUUGUGUUUAACUGAUGCCAUCCUGGAGCCUUGGAUUAAAAGCCUCCUGAAGCCUUAAGAACAAUUGUUACAUUCGUCCCACAAGCCCACAUCCUCCAAAGGAAAGAGCAAGAAAGGACCUAUGAAGGCAGAGGCAGUUACUUAGGGAAAAGAUUCGUCUAAGUCAUUACUGAUGACUUUUAAUAUAUACUCCCUCUAAUGCCCUGAUAAUUCCGCAUCUGUUUUGAGAAAACCAUGGCACUUAUAGGAAAAGGCUCAAGCCUGCUUCAUAUGUAGAUGAUCGUUGCUUUGCUAUUCUGAGUUGUUUUAAAAACUCAUUUUACAUGUAGAUCCGUCUCUGAGAGGAAGAGGCCAAUUUCCUGCUGCUCAAAUAAGGAAAUAAAACGUAUCCACUG